GACUCUGCGCGACAGACAGACAUGGCCGAAAAAGAAAAUGCAAAUGAGAAAGUGUUGCCACUAAUAUUAAAUGGCAAAUUUUUUAACCCGGAUGGCAAGUGCGUGUUGUGUGUUAAUAAAACAAUAAAAUUCGAUGAUAAAUCGACAGGAAAUCUGCACAAACACCUCAAGAGGGUUCAUCCAAGCUGUUACGAGGCCAUGAAAGCUAAGAAAGCCAAGACGAAUAUGGAAGUUUCUAAGGAUAAUUCAAAAUCGUUUUUUGGUUCCCUGAGUUCAGCCCAGAUCAAUCAGAAAGUGUGCGACUACAUCGUGGCGGAGAUGCUACCGAUAACUUACGUCGAGAAAAAAUCUUUCAAGGAGCCUCUAUCUGCAAUUGGUGGACGUCCUGUUAAUAUACCGUCCCGAAAAACUAUUAAGUCGAUGUUCGAUAAACGUAGAUAACUAGAUAUAUAUAAAGAUAUCCCUUUCGUUUGUACAAAAGCUGAUAUAUAUUUUUUGAAACAUUGGUUAUGUUAAAAAAAGAUAACAUUUAAAUUGAGAUUGAAAUGAAAUGAAAAGAUAAUGUUACAUAUUUUUAAGAUGACUAAAAACUGAAACCUAGUCUUAUUUUAAGUUGACUUGAUUCCCCAAUGUAGUAAAACAAAAAAAAAAACAAAUAAAUAAAACAACAAAAUUAUAAAAAUUGAGAAAACAAUAUUUUUACCGUUUACCUUUACCUAGGUACUGGGAAAUUGAAGUACCUUUACCUUACCUAGGU
Messenger RNA from Drosophila rhopaloa, 757 nucleotides. RefSeq lists its product as uncharacterized. NCBI's taxonomy places the organism in Eukaryota, Metazoa, Arthropoda, Insecta, Diptera, Drosophilidae. The transcript is spliced from 3 exons. The record is from RefSeq and is a predicted model, not a curated record. The coding region runs from base 22 to 441 and encodes 139 amino acids.